UAAAUAGAUAGAAGCCCAAAUCCAAAGCAAGGGUACUUCAUAGGUACCUUUGGAACAUCUCGUUUUCCACUAAAAGAAAUGGCCUAUUAUUACCAUUCUCCUCCACCACCACCAUCAUCUCCGCCUCCUCGUCCACCGUAUCCAGUGCCUCCACCGACCCCGACGACAGUUCCGGUGUCACCUCCACAUGCAACAUCACAUCAUUGUGCUCCGCCUACAACUCCAACCACUCCUCCAAGUAAGGCAACACCACCGUCUAUACCUUCACAUCCACCAAGCCCUGGUAAAGCUCCAACGCCACCAACAGCUGCUGCACCAGCGGUUAUACCCUCCAAGGGAUCACCACCUCACUCCUCAUCCCCACCAACAAAACCACCAAAAUCUUCAUCACCUCCACACUUUCCUCCACCACCAAAAUCACCACCAGGUAAAGUACCACCGCCAGCUGCUGCACCAUGACCAUACAGUAGCAAAACGCCAUCAGCAGGGGCAAAACCACCAAAAUCUUCGUCGUCACCUUCAUACUCGCCACAACCAAAAUCACCACCAGGUAAAGUACCACCGCCAGCUACUGCACCGGGACCAUACAUUAGUAAAACACCACGAGGAGCAGCAAAACCACCAAAAUCUUCAUCACCUUCAUACUCACCACAACCAAAACUAUCACCUGGUAGCUUGCCUCUUGCACCAACACCAUCUUUCAGUUCUCUGUCACCAUCGUCAGAAUCAGAGGUGACAGUGCCGCCAUCACUACCAGGAGGAGGAGGAGGUGGCAACCACACAACUAUUAUCGCCGUUUGUGUAUCCCUCGGUGGUGCAUUUUUCCUUGCAUUCCUUCUGGUUGGAUUCAUUUGCCUAGCCAAAAGGAAAAAGAAGCCAGUCAUGGUUCCUGAAGAAGCAGCAGCAGCAGCUAGCUCUUCCGAUGAAGAAAGUGACGGAACCAGCGCCUCAUCCCCAACAACCCCACAUGCAGCAGAACAAACUGUGGCAGUACCAAUGCAUCAGCAGGGCUCUAAUAUUCAAGCUGUAGGUGCUGGCGGCUCUCAUUGUGAACCAGGGCUCAGUGUGGAUGGUUCGUCUCAUAACAGAGAUUGCUAAAUUUUUUGUUUCCAAAUUGUAACUAUUAAAUUGUUUCUUGCAUGUCGUGGCCCUAUCUGAUUCUGUUCUUGUCCCAGUUUAUUAUAAUGUUUCAUGGUUGUGUAUUUGAUUAAUUAAUUGUUUGAAACGUGCUCGUAGACCUAAUGCUAGAGAGCACCUUGGUACAUGAGAGAAGACAAAUAUAUACUGCGAAGCUUCCAUGUCA
This is a messenger RNA of Gossypium arboreum, 1303 nucleotides long. Its product is annotated as protein TRACHEARY ELEMENT DIFFERENTIATION-RELATED 7A-like. NCBI's taxonomy places the organism in Eukaryota, Viridiplantae, Streptophyta, Magnoliopsida, Malvales, Malvaceae. Bases 79 to 459 code for a protein of 126 amino acids. The record is from RefSeq and is a predicted model, not a curated record. The transcript has a single exon.